Molecule: messenger RNA, 2450 nt
Organism: Asparagus officinalis (garden asparagus)
Lineage: Eukaryota; Viridiplantae; Streptophyta; Magnoliopsida; Asparagales; Asparagaceae
Product: probable ethylene response sensor 1
Exons: 6
Coding region: 220-2130 (636 amino acids)
Biological process (GO): phosphorylation; signal transduction
Cellular component (GO): endoplasmic reticulum
Molecular function (GO): ethylene binding; phosphorelay sensor kinase activity; ethylene receptor activity
Source: RefSeq, a predicted model, not a curated record
GGACCGUGAACUGAAGUCCAAGGUCUUUCUCUCUCUAAAAUCUCUCUCUCUCUCCUCAGAAAAGGAGAGGAAUCGCGUGAAGACGGCCAACGUGUGCGAAUCAAUCCUCAUCGACUUUACCUUUCGAGGAAUCGGAGCCUAGAGAUGCCCUCGAUUGCCCUGAUUCCUCAAUUUUAGCCAUGCAGGAGUGAGGAGAUAGAAGGCACUGAGGUUGGUGGGAUGAUGGAGGGUUGUGACUGCAUUGAACCUCAGUGGCCUGCUGAUGAGCUCCUAGUAAAGUACCAGUAUAUAUCAGACUUCUUUAUAGCGCUUGCUUACUUCUCGAUUCCUCUCGAGCUCAUUUAUUUUGUGAAGAAGUCUUCAUUUUUUCCUUAUAGAUGGGUGCUAAUACAGUUUGGUGCAUUCAUAGUUCUCUGCGGAGCAACACACUUAAUAAACUUGUGGACAUUUACCAUGCACUCGAGGACAUUGGCUCUAGUAAUGACAGUAGCAAAAGUUUCGACUGCUGUUGUGUCGUGUGCAACAGCCUUAAUGCUUGUACACAUUAUUCCUGAUUUGUUGAGUGUGAAAACUAGGGAGCUUUUCUUGAAGAAUAAAGCUGAAGAACUUGAUAGAGAGAUGGGCCUCAUACGAACACAGGAAGAAACAGGAAGGCAUGUUCGAAUGCUUACUCAUGAAAUUAGAAGCACAUUAGACAGACAUACUAUAUUGAAGACCACCCUUGUUGAGCUUGGGAGGACUUUAGACUUGGCAGAAUGUGCUCUAUGGAUGCCAUCUCGUACUGGCAUGACUCUUCAGCUUUCGCAUUCGCUGCACAACCAAAUACCUAUUGGAAGCUCCGUGCCUAUUAAUCUUCCUGUAGUCAAUCAAGUUUUUACUACUAAUCGUGCAAUAAGGAUCCCACACACAUGCCCGUUGGCUAGGAUACGGCCUGUUGUAGGGAGAUAUGUGCCACCUGAGGUUGUUGCUGUUCGAGUUCCUCUGUUGCAUCUUUCCAAUUUCCAAAUUAAUGACUGGCCUGAGCUUUCUGCAAGAAGCUAUGCGGUGAUGGUCUUGAUGCUUCCGUCAGAUAGUGCAAGGAAAUGGCAUGUUUAUGAACUGGAGCUUGUUGAAGUGGUUGCGGAUCAGGUGGCAGUUGCACUUUCACAUGCUGCCAUUCUGGAAGAGUCCAUGAGGGCACGUGAUCUACUUAUGGAGCAAAAUGUUGCUCUGGAUUUAGCUCGGCGGGAGGCUGAGAUGGCCAUUCGUGCUCGAAAUGAUUUUCUGGCAGUGAUGAAUCAUGAAAUGCGAACUCCCAUGCAUGCAAUUAUUGCCCUUUCCUCUUUGCUCCUAGAAACUGAACUAACUCCAGAGCAGCGGCUAAUGGUGGAAACAGUGUUAAAAAGUAGUAAUUUACUAGCAACACUCAUCAAUGAUGUUUUGGAUCUUUCUCGGCUUGAAGAUGGGAGCUUUGAGUUAGAAAAUUUGAAUUUCAAUCUUCAUGCUGUUUUCAGAGAGGUCAUUAACUUGAUAAAGCCAAUAGCAGCUGUAAAAAGACUAUCAGUGUCUGUGUCAUUAGCACCAGAUUUGCCCUUGUGUGCAACUGGCGAUGAAAAACGUCUUAUGCAAACUAUUCUGAAUGUUGCUGGUAAUGCUGUUAAGUUUACAAAGGAGGGGUAUAUUUCCAUAUCAGCCAGUGUUGCCAGAUCUGAUUCUCUGAAGGACCCGAGAUUUCCAGAGUUCUAUCCUGUUGCCAGUGAUGGGCACUUCUAUUUGCGUGUGCAGGUCAAGGAUACUGGUUUUGGAAUUAGCCCACAAGACUUGCCGCAUGUCUUCACCAAAUUUGCACAUACCCCAAAUGGAGCCGAUAAAGGCUAUAAUGGCAGUGGGCUUGGACUUGCCAUCUGUAAGAGGUUCAUAAGUCUAAUGGAAGGCCACAUCUGGCUUGAAAGCGAAGGUAUAGGAAAAGGCUGCACUGUCACAUUCUUUGUGAAACUUGGAAUCUGUGAGAACCAAAGUGGUUAUCAGCAACAGAUUUUUCCUGCAAAUCUAUUGAGCCAAGAAGAAAGAGAUCUUUCUGGCCCUCGGCCGCUCUUUAGAGAAGAGAGCAGACUAGUUCCUUCAAAGCUCCGGUAUCAAAGGAGUGUGUAGUAUUCUCGGAGUCGACUGAUAGCACCCAGGUAAGGUUAAAUUUUGAUGGUUCGCAAAGGAUUGAGAGGGUACUUACUAAGCAAAAUGAGUCCAAUUGACAUUGUUUGGAGCGUUCGAGCUGUUUAUCACAGUGUUUUUCAAGGUAAUCUUAAUUACAUAGAAAGCUAGAGCGGCUGGAUUGAACUCCAUAACCAACUUGCUUCAUGUAAAUGUUGAUGAGUGCACACAAGCAUUAAACACUAGAAGUAUUUCAUCGUUCUGAUCUAAUAGUCAAAUUUGUUUGGAAUUCUACUUGCGUGUUAUGGACUUGCUUUGAUUUA